AUGCCAGGCUCCGCGCCCGUGCCCCAGAGCCCGCACUGUGUCCAGGGGCGUCCACUGGGGCGCAGCACGGGCACUGAGCCUCUCUCGGCUACUCUGAGCUGGCCCCCGGAGGCUCCUGUGCGGGACCCCACUCUGGCCGUGACCCCACUUCCGCCGGAGACAGACGUCCAAGGUUCCCUCCGGUCUGGCACCCGCAGAGGCUGCAUCUGCGCCCUGGGGGCUCCCCGCGUGCCACCCCGCCACCUGCUGGCGGGAGCUGGAGCAGCACUCAGCGCGCGAGCCACAGGAACCCCGUCCCAGCGCCCAGGGCGCCGGAGCCUGACGUCCUGCCCCACAGGCCGAAAGCGUUUGGUGACCCCGACCCCCACGGGACCCUUCUCCUACGGCCCCACCCUCCGCAGGGUGGACCACUGGAACAACGAGAAGGAGCGGCUCGUGCUGGUCACUGACCAGGCGCUGCUCAUCUGCAAGUACGACUUCAUCAGCCUGCAGUGCCAGCAGGUGGUCAGGAUCGCCCUGGACGCCGUGGACACCAUCUCCUUUGGGGAGUUCCAGUUCCCCCCCAAGUCACUCAACAAGCGAGAAGGGUGGGGGAUCCGUGUCCAGUGGGACAAGCAGAGCCGGCCCUCCUUCAUAAACAGGUGGAACCCCUGGUCCACCAACGUGCCCUACGCCACCUUCAUCGAGCACCCGAUGGCUGGUGCCGACGAGAAGACAGCCUCUCUGUGCCAGCUGGAGAGCUUCAAGGCCCUGCUGAUCCAGGCUGUUAAGAAGGCCCAGGGGGGCUCCCUGCCGGGACGGGCCAGCAGCGUGCUGGUCCUCGAGCGGCCCCUGCUCAUCGAGACCUACGUGGGGCUCAUGUCUUUCAUUAACAACGAGGCCAAGCUGGGCUACUCCAUGACCAGGGGCAAGAUCGGCUUCUAGCGGGUGCCGCUCCCGCCGGCCAGGCUGCGUGGGCUCCUCGGCCGGGCGCGGCGUGGCACUGAGCCCCGCACUGCCCGGGACCCAAGGGCCUCACGGCCCGUGCCAGCUGGGUCUCCGCCGCCCAGGGCUGCCGUCUCCUGUGGCCGGGCGUCCCGUGUGGCUCCUGCUCCUUCCCGCCCGGCGCCCCAGCAUGUUACCACCCCCCCGUGAGUCCGAGCGCGCCCCGCCGGCACGCCCCGCAGCCUGAGCCCAGACGCCCGCGCACGUGGUGGGGGUCGGAGCCCGGAACCGGCCCCAUAGCUCAGCCCUGAGCAGCUGAGCGGGAGCAUCGCUUCGGCGCGGGAGCGGCUCUGUGUGCCUGCGUCUGGCGUAAAGUCUGCUUCUGACGCUCA
Molecule: messenger RNA, 1316 nt
Organism: Condylura cristata (star-nosed mole)
Lineage: Eukaryota; Metazoa; Chordata; Mammalia; Eulipotyphla; Talpidae
Gene: TPRG1L
Product: tumor protein p63 regulated 1-like
Exons: 4
Coding region: 1-924 (307 amino acids)
Cellular component (GO): cytoplasm; synaptic vesicle
Source: RefSeq, a predicted model, not a curated record